UUCAGAUUUGUUAAUCUUGUUCCAUAUCCGCAAGGUAGGUCGUAGGGGGUUGGUGACGUAGCAACGAUAGAUAUUUAUCUGGUGCUACUUUUAAGUUUCUGUCAGCAGAAAUGGUGUCUUCCACGGUUGAAAACACGGAACCUGAUCCUACGACCUUUGAUGACGUCACACCGGAAGUUAGUAACGUCACACCUAAGGAUAAUGACGGAGCGCGUGAGGAUAGUGACGUCACACCGCCACCGAAUGUGCCCAAGAAGUAUAAAACCACUGACGACACCCCUUCUUCUUUAUUGGUCGACGGUUGUUCACCCAAUAUGGAAACGCAGGCUACACCCGCACACGUGACCGUGACCGUUCAUGCGGAACAGUGCGAUGAUGUAGACGACCGCGGCAGUAACUAUGACAACGCUGAAACCGAAAGCUUGCUUGAGACCAGUGACGUCACGAUAAAUGAUGACGUCACGACUAACGAUAACGUCACAGAGGUGACGUAUGAGGUGCCGGAAGCGACAGUUAUUGACGUAUCGGGCAGUUCAAGACAGGACUCUUGGGAAAGAUUAAAGUUAGCUUCAAACGAAAAGAAAAUCAAAUCAUCUGAAGCAGUCGCUGCGCUUGGGAACCGAAACCAACACAGCCGACAUUCCGAAUCUCCUCUCGGCUACAAAAGCUGGUUAUUACGACUGAGCAGACGAAGAAGAUUAGAAGUUCUUAUCGGAGUUGGAUUAUCCUUAUGGCUGGCAUUCUUCGUUGUUCUUGCCAUAUUUAUGAACGGCAAAUCGUCGAAAACCUCUAGCGAUAACUUUAACUACAGUGGAACGAAACUCACCCCACCACAGAAAGGAAACCAUGGCCUAAACUUCACACACACAAACACCCACCCACUACCCAGCGCAACUACUACUGUUACCUUCACCCCGACCCCAACCCUCAAAAACUUUCCAUCUAAAGACGACAGCCCUCCUCAAGUCAACCCCACUGUAUCCGCCAAUCCAAGUAACGAAUUCAAACCAACUAAUCGAAGACCAGAUAAAACUACAGCAGUCUCGACCGAAGGAAACGCUAAAAAAUCUCAAACAACUGAAUCGUACAAUGCUAUACCCACAACCCCUAAAACUUUACCCACCACACCCACAACCCCUGAAACUUUACCCACUACACCCACAACCCCUGAAACUUUACCCACUACACCUACGGCCUCUAAAGCUUUACCCACCACACCCACAAGCCCUAAAGCUUUACCCACUAUACCCACAAAUCCUACAACCUCGUCCGCUAACGUUCACGAAUCAACCACGAUGGCACUCGACAAAAUGAAACAAAUGUUUUCAGGCAAAGAUGCAAGCUCAAGUUACAUCAUCGGUGUUGGCCGGGCCGACAUUACGGGACCUGCAGCAGAUGUGAAUAUGAUGGGUUAUGCGAACCCCAACCAAGUGUCUGGUGGACUUCAUAUGCGACAAUACGCUCGUGCCUUCCUAGUUCAACAAGGUCGUAACCGUAUAUUAUUUGUCAACGUUGAUGCUUGCAUGGGGUCCCUACUUGUAAAACUAGAGGUCUUAAAGGUUCUCAAGCAGAGAUAUGGAAGUUUGUAUGAUGCAGGCAAUGUUUGUAUAAGCGGGACUCACACUCAUUCAGCCCCUGCAGGUUUUCUUCAAGAUGUGUUAUUUCAAAUCACUUCUAUGGGUUAUGUGCCUGAAACACUAAAAGCAAUGGUUGAAGGCAUUGUUGAGAGCAUUCAUAUUGCACACGAAAGCGCUGCCCCUGGAAAAAUACUUAUGAACAAAGGCGAGUUAUUGGAUUCUAAUAUCAACAGGAGCCCACUUGCUUAUAUUAAUAACCCGGAACAAGAAAGAGCAAGGUACAAGUAUAAUGUGGACAAAGACAUGAUAUUGCUCAAAUUUAUUGAUGCCAAUGGAAAAGGUAUUGGAAUGAUCAAUUGGUUUGCUGUCCAUUGCACAAGUAUGAAUAAUACCAAUUCCCUUAUAAGUGGUGAUAACAAAGGUUAUGCUGAGCUGUUGUUUGAAGAGGCAAUGAAUCCAGGUUCAAAACCCGGGGAAGGGAGUUUUGUUGCAGCGUUUGCUCAAAGCAACGAAGGAGAUGUGUCACCUAAUACUAGAGGACCUCACUGUAUAGAUACAGGUGUUCCAUGUGAUAACGUACACAGUACAUGUGAUGGUAAAGUUCACAACUGCAUAGCAAGUGGACCAGGAAAAGACAUGUUUGAAAGUACAAAAAUUAUUGGGAAAAAUCAGUUUGAUAAAGCAAUGAGCUUGUACAAGAAUGCAAAGAGCCAUGUGACUGGACCAGUACAUGCAGUACAUCAAUAUAUCAACAUGACAAACCAGACUGUUACCUUAAACGCCACCCACACAGCCACAACAUGCAAACCUGCAAUGGGGUUCAGUUUUGCAGCGGGAACUACUGACGGACCUGGAGUUUUCGACUUUAAACAAGGGGACACAAGUGGGAACGGAUUCUGGAAAAUAGUUCGUAACUUUUUACACGGACCGUCUAAAGAACUUUCAGCUUGCCAUUCACCCAAACCUAUAUUACUUGCUACAGGGGAGAUGCAAUAUCCGUAUCCAUGGCAACCAGAUGUAGUCGACACGCAAUUGUUUAGGAUUGGUCAGUUUUUGAUUUCCGCUGUUCCAGGAGAGUUCACAACAAUGUCUGGGAGGAGAUUGUCGCAAGCUGUUCAAGAGGUUUUCACUGAAGCCGAACCAAAUGUUAAAUUUGAAAGUGUUAUUGCCGGUUUAUCGAACACAUAUUCGGAUUACAUUGCUACAUAUGAGGAGUAUCAUGUACAGAGAUAUGAAGGUGCUUCCACCAUAUAUGGCCCUCAUACAUUAGAAGCUUAUAUUCAACAAUAUAAGAGACUUUCACAGCAUAUGAUAAAGGACGCACCAUUAGGGCCAGGUGGUGAAGCUCAUGAUAUAAUAGACAAGUUGAAAUCAUUUGUAUUGCCUGUGAUAAUGGAUACAACUCCAUUUGGAUAUUCAAUGGGAGACACCAUUGUAGAUGCAAACGAUACCUAUUAUCAGGGGGAUACUGUAUCUGUUCAGUUUUACUCUGGCAAUCCAAGAAACAGCCCAACAUUCAAUAUGACUUUCCUUGAAGUUCAAAGACUUGUCAAUCAAACAUGGAAAGUUGUUUUAAAUGACGGAGCGUGGGAUACCAGAUUCAUAUGGGAGAGGUCUUCAUUUAUGGGAAACAUUCGUGGAAUAAGUGAAGCUACCAUCAAAUGGGACAUUUCACUUAACACACCACCUGGAAAAUACAGAGUUCAUCAUUAUGGGCAUUACAAGUGGGCGCUGAACCACAAGAUUUAUCCAUAUACUGGCCAUUCUAAAGUUUUUAAUGUACAACCACUGCCAUAAUUUAAGCUAUUGUAGUAGAAGCUAGGCUUGCUUUUCUGCCGUGUCUUCAAGACGUAACGUAUCAUGAAUCGCAAAUCCUUAUGACGGCGCUGUCUGAAGGGAUAUAAUGACCACUGAGUUGCAGCUUCUAUUUUAUACUCCACUUAUAAACCAAGCAACUGUGAAAAUUACAUUCCUCAAAUUAAAUCAAAAUUCUUAAACGCCAAGUUCACAACCCUAUUGAUCUGUUAAAUCUUUUACACAUUUUUUUAGAUGUGCUGCUAAUUUAAAUGUUUAGACAAUUUAUGCUGUUUGUAUUAAAGUUAUAUAUGUAUAAUUAAAGUUAUAUAUGUAUAAUUAUAUUUAUGUGUUUAAGUUCUCUUAAAUCACAAAAUUCAGUCUUGUAAUUAAUGAAGUUAUGUGUAUGUACUAUUUAAACAUUUUUGAGCUGUUUAUAGUGAUUUGAAUUGUUU
This is a messenger RNA of Ciona intestinalis (vase tunicate), 3826 nucleotides long. The record is from RefSeq and is a predicted model, not a curated record. NCBI's taxonomy places the organism in Eukaryota, Metazoa, Chordata, Ascidiacea, Phlebobranchia, Cionidae.